Didymodactylos carnosus is the source of this 723-nucleotide messenger RNA. Lineage: Eukaryota; Metazoa; Rotifera; Eurotatoria; Philodinida; Philodinidae. The record is from the annotation of a GenBank genome assembly.
AUGAAUAGUAUCAGUGUUGUCGUAUUGUUAAUGUUGGUUUGUUCAAGUCUUAUCAAUGCCAGUCGAUUAGAACAACAAUUAAAAUGGUUGAAACGAAAUCUUGAUCAGUCAGAUUUACCAUCAUCAUCUGAAAAUGAGGAUGAUAGCAAUUCAGAGAAUGGCGGACAAGAAAUUCUGAGUUUAUCUGGGUUACCGCAAAUACGGGGAUUGGGUUGGGAUGAGAGUAGUGAGAACAUGAUGAAAGAACGUUCAAUAGGAAAACGUGAUUUAAAUUCAUUUCGUCAGCAAGCAUUGGAUGCACAUAAUCAAUACCGUCGGAAACAUUGUGUCCCGGUAAUGACACUGGAUUCAAAUUUGAAUAAUAAAGCGCAACAAUAUGCACAAUAUUUGGCACAAAAUAAUGUUUUUCAACAUAGUAAUCAUCAAGGUAUGGGAGAAAAUUUGUGGAUGAUAAGUACAACAGGUGAGUUAAUUCAAAAUGGCGCUGAUGCUGUCAAAGCAUGGUAUGAUGAAAUUUCAUCAUAUAAUUAUGGUCGACCGGGUUUUUCAAUGGCUACCGGGCAUUUUACACAAGUCGUAUGGCGUGCGUCGAAUCGUUUAGGUAUUGGUGCUGCUAUUGGAAACAAUGGUGGUUGGAAGAAAUUGUAUGUGGUUGCCAAUUAUGCACCACCCGGGAAUUAUUUGGGAGAAUUUGAAAAAAACGUUCCACGUCGGUGUCAAUGA